Fusarium pseudograminearum CS3096 is the source of this 1233-nucleotide messenger RNA. RefSeq lists its product as uncharacterized. Lineage: Eukaryota; Fungi; Ascomycota; Sordariomycetes; Hypocreales; Nectriaceae. Bases 1 to 1233 code for a protein of 410 amino acids. The transcript has a single exon. The record is from RefSeq and is a predicted model, not a curated record.
AUGCCUACAAGGGUUAUCGACAUAGGCAACGAAGGUGACCGUCCAAGACUCAUUGUCACUGGCCCCGACAUGAAGGAGGAACUUGUUGCCUUGUCUUAUUGCUGGGGCCCUGCUACAGACACCUUCACUCUCAAUAACCACACAAUGAAUGAAAUGCUGAAGGGUAUCGAUGAGUCUCGACUCGUGGCGGCACAUCGUGAUACAUUAGGUCUUUCGCGACAGCUGGGCUUCCGAUAUAUCUGGAUUGAUGCUCUGUGCAUUAUUCAAGGUGACAAGCAAGAUUGGGAACGCGAGUCGAAACUCAUGGCUCGGGUGUAUGGCAAUGCAGCCCUCGCCAUCAUCGCAGGAAGAUCCGCCGAUGCUCGGAACUCCUUCAUCACCAAUCAAUACAAACAACUUGCGCCUUGCUGCGAGUUUCCCCUUGCUGAUAGUGGAUCAGGGACCGUUCGUGUUGGUCUGCUCAGGUCUAGAGACUAUGGGAUCACUCAAACUCGCGGAUGGUGUUGUCAGGAAAUAAGGCUGAGCCGUAGCGUUGUCGUCUUCGGUGUAGAGCAACUCGUCUUCAUUUGCCGAAAUGCCUGCUACUCAGAGGACUAUAUUUACCACAAAGGCAGCACGGUAUCGCUCUAUGGACUCCUCAAUGCUACUGAUGGAGAUCCACAGCUGAGAAAGGAUCGACUACUGGAGUAUUGGGAUGUUGUUGUUGUGGACUUUUCCAAACGUCAGUUGUCUAACCCUCACGAUGUCUUUGCUGCCCUUGCAUCUAUCGCAGCGCCAAUAUCCGAAGCUUUGGGGUCAAGGUAUCUGGCUGGAAUGUGGGAGUGCGAUCUCAUCCGCUGUUUGCUGUGGCGGCCAGGGUACAGAGUGACGAAAUCACUCGGCUCGGCAACGAGACCUAAGCCAACUAGAUUCGCACCCGCCCCUGUGAUCAGGGCUCCAUCUUGGUCUUGGGCUGCCAUCCAAGGUACUGUUAUGCCUGUACUACUUAGGCAAUUUCGAAGGAUGAAGAUAAAGGAUCAGAGUGGGGUCUUGUUGGCAAGGCCCAAGCAGCAAGGUUCCGACAUCUGGACGGUAGACACUUGCUGUGGAGCUGAUAAACUCCAUAUGCCGUCCUGUGCGUUACAGAUCUUGGGGCAUGUCCAAGAGGCUGUUGUCCUUCCCGAAACCCCGUCUCUCGAUCUCCUCGACUCUAUACGACGGCAGUUUCAGAAGCCAAAAGCCACUUUUCGCUAA